UGUGUCGCAUUUACUAUCACGUUAAGGUUAAAGUAGUGAUGUUCACAGCGUUUUUCUACCACCGUUGACUUAGUCAUGUCAGGUUUCACAAAGUCUGCACAGCAAUGGGCUACUUUUGCCAGGUCCUGGUAUUUAAUUGAUGCCAAGAUGCAGCCUCCAGGAAAAAUUGCAGCAAUGUGUUCAGUACGUCUACAGGGAAAACAUAAACCAAUAUACCAUGCGUUGAGUGACAUUGGGGAUCAUGUGGUGGUGAUAAACACGAGGCACGUUGCGUUUUCAGGGAACAAAUGGGAACAAAAAGUUUAUUCCUCUCAUACUGGGUAUCCAGGUGGCUUUAAACAGGUCACAGCAGCUCAGCUUCACCAGAAGGAUCCCAAAGCAAUUAUGAAGCUGGCUGUCUAUGGGAUGCUGCCGCGCAAUCUCAGUAGGAGAACCAUGAUGCAAAGGCUGCAUCUCUUCCCAGAUGACGUAAUUCCAGAAGACAUACUUCGGAACAUAACAGAAGAGCUUCCACAGCCUAGGACGGUGCCCAAAAAGCUGAGCGAGUACACCCAGGAGGAAAGGGAAGCUUUCCCCAGACUAUGGACUCCGCCUGAAGACUUCAGAAUGAAGUAAUCCUCACCAUUAACAACACCAUCUGAAAGAAGAUUACUUACAGAUCCAUGAUUAUUUUCAUGUUUAAUAACAUUUGCUAGAAGCAUUUAACUUGAUUUUUGCAGAUGUUCCAGUUGUUCUAUUAAUGUAAAAUAAAAGUUUUUUUCAACUUUAGUAUGUGGCUUUAAUUUUUUUAAAUAAAACCUAAAACAUUUUUGAUUAAAAUGAAGUGAAACUUGCAGUAAAUUUAUAUACAGCUUUUAAUUUUGAAGAAUAAGCAUAAUUUCUAACAGUUUCAAGGGUAAAAGUGAAUUGAAUAAAUGUUCAGCAGGACAGAAAAGACAGUUCCGUGGUUGUUUCUGUGGUUGUAAGUUCAAUUUUGUUGAAACUUGGAAUGUAUUAAAAUACAGAUUUUUGGCCACUGCAA
Lepisosteus oculatus (spotted gar) is the source of this 1021-nucleotide messenger RNA. It is a transcript of the gene mrpl13, whose product is annotated as mitochondrial ribosomal protein L13. Lineage: Eukaryota; Metazoa; Chordata; Actinopteri; Semionotiformes; Lepisosteidae. The record is from RefSeq and is a predicted model, not a curated record. Gene Ontology annotation, biological process: negative regulation of translation; translation. Gene Ontology annotation, cellular component: ribosome; mitochondrial large ribosomal subunit. Gene Ontology annotation, molecular function: structural constituent of ribosome; mRNA binding.